AUUGAGGGAGGGGAAACACACCAUCGAAGAGGGGAAGAAACCGGAGCACCUCCUCCCCCCCGCUCCUCUCUAUCUCCUAUUCUCCCCGCGUGCAUCAUCAUUCCUGUGGAUGCUCCGGGAUGACAGCGUGAAGCGGGGCCAGGAGCUGUCGAGGUACACACACGCCCGCCCGCCCCCGCCCCUCUUUCUCCCUCCACGGCCGUUUUCAUCGACUCGGAUGUGGACAUGAAUUCGGCGGAGCAAACGGUGACAUGGCUCAUUACGCUCGGCGUGCUCGAGUCGCCAAAGAAGAGCAUUGCGGACCCGGAGGCUUUCCUGCACAGCUCCCUCAAGGAUGGCGUGGUGCUUUGCAGGCUCCUGGAGCGCCUCAGCCCCGGAUCCACGGAGAAAAUCUACCAGGAGCCCAAGAACGACAGCGAGUGUCUGAGCAACAUAAAGGAGUUUGUCAAGGGCUGCACAUCUUUCCGCGUCGAGCCAUUUGAGGCCAGUGACCUCCUGCUCGGUCUGAACUUCUCCAAGGUGCUGAGUAGUCUCGUGGCUCUGAAUAAAGUGACUGCAGAUAUCGGCGUGGGCAGUGAUUCGGUGUGCGCCCGACACUCGUCAGCCCACCGCAUCAAGUCCUUUGAGUCUCUGGCCUCCCAGGCUUCACUGGCUCGAUCCUCCAAGCUGCUGCAAAACCAGUUUCGCAGUCUGGACAUGUCAGAGAACAGUGGGCAGCAGCUGCUGGUGAAGGCGCGUUUCAACUUCUUACAAACGAACGAGGAUGAGCUCACCUUUAACAAGGGCGACAUCAUUGGCGUGACUCGUCAGGAGGACGGGGGCUGGUGGGAGGGGACCCUCAACGGCAAGACGGGAUGGUUUCCUAGCAACUACGUCCGUGAAGUCAAAGGCUCUGAUAAGCAAGUGUCACCCAAAUCUGGUACCCUUAAAAGUCCUCCUAAAGGCUUUGACACAUCUGCCAUUAGCAAGACAUACUACAACUUGGUGUUGCAGAACAUUUUAGAAACAGAGACUGAAUAUUCCAAGGACCUUCAGGUCCUCCUCACGAAUUACUUGCGCCCCCUUCAGAGCUUUGAAAAGCUGAGCGGCUCUGAUCUAUCUCUGAUCCUGGGAAACCUGGAGGAGAUCAGCACCUUUCAACAGAUGCUCGUCCAAUCACUGGAGGAAUGCACCAAGCUUCCAGAAAGUCAGCAGAGGGUGGGCGGUUUCUUCCUCAACCUCAUGCCCCAAAUGAAGGCUCUUUAUGUGGGCUACUGCUCCAACCAUCCCUGUGCAGUGAACGUACUGACGCAACACAGCGAGACGUUGGGGGAGUUCAUGGAGGGCCGAGGUGCCGUCAGCCCCGGGAUCCUCACUCUGACCACUGGUCUCAGUAAGCCUUUCAUGAGACUCGACAAAUACCCCACCCUGCUCAAAGAGCUGGAGCGCCACAUGGAGGAGAGUCACCCUGACAGAAGUGACAUCCAGAAGUGCAUGGCCACUUUCAAACAUCUUUCCGCGCAGUGCCAGGAGGUACGCAAGCGGAAGGAGCUGGAGCUGCAGAUUCUGACCGAAUCCAUCCGGCUGUGGGAAGGUGACGACAUCAAGACCCUGGGCUCUGUGCUCUACAUGAGCCAGGUCCUUGUGCACACUCCUGGGGCGGAGGAAAGGAGUGAGCGUUACCUCAUGCUUUUCCCCCACGUCCUCCUCAUGUUGUCGGCCAGCCCCAGGAUGAGCGGCUUCAUAUUCCAGGGAAAACUGCCUCUGGCCAGCAUGUCGGUGAGCAAGCUGGAAGAAUGUGAAACCCAUAAAAAUGCCUUUGAGCUCAGCGGCCCCAUGUUUGAGCGUCUUCAGGUGUCGUGCACCAGCCAGCAGGAUCUGCAGGACUGGGUGGAGCAUCUAACGCGGCAGAUCAAGCACACUGCAGCUACAGCGCCGAGCCACAAACCUCUCACUGUUCCCUGCCACACGCUUCCAUCCCAUCCUGUCACACCGUCCCGGCACGCCGAGGGAAGGGCCAUGACGGUGGCCCCCACCUACCACACCCUCCCUCACCCUUCCUCCCAUGGGACAUCUCACAGCACCAUGAUGUGGGGCCCCCUGGAACCUCCCAACACCCCCAAACCCUGGAGUUUAAGUUGCCUGCGGCCCGCACCCCCGCUGCGACCCUCUGCGGCCCUCUGCUACAAGGAGGAUCUAAGUAAAAGUCCCAAGAGUGUCAAGAAACUCCUUCCCAAGCGCAAGCCAGAGAGGAAACAGUCUGAGGAGGAAUUUGCCUUGAGGAAGAGUACCGCUGCCCUGGAAGAAGACGCCCAGAUCCUAAAAGUUAUUGAGGCCUACUGCACCAGUGCCAAGACCAGGCAGACACUCAACUCCACCUGGCAGGGCACCGACUUGAUGCACAACCACGUGCUGGCCGACGCGGAUCGGCCCUCUGUGGACUCGCCGGGUCGCCGCAGCAGCGUGUCGCGACCGGAGUUGAGCUCCGACCUUUCGGAGGACUCGGACUACGACUCCAUUUGGACCAGCCACUCUUACCGAAUGGGCUCGGUGUCACGACCACGAAGGGAAACAGGGCUGCAUGCGAUCAUUCCCAGCGAGGAGAAAGUCCUGCUCGACGACCCCAGUCGCAUUAGACAAAGCGCAGCGGAAGAGAAGAGCCUAGUGGAUGUGCUGUAUGCCCUAAGGGGCGAGGUGCAAGAACUAAAACAGGACAACAAAAAGAUGAAAAGGUCACUAGAGGAAGAGCAGAGGGCCCUCAAAGAUCUGGAGAAGGUCGUCAGGAGGGUAUUGAAGAGCAUAAAUGACCCCACUUGGGACGAGACCAACCUGUGAAACUCUGCUUCAAAACCUGCUAUCAAGAGAUGGUUGAUGUGCUCUGUUUUACUAUCCCGUGUGCAUUUGAAUUGUUUCAAGACAUUCCUCAAACAUGAACGUCAUCUCCAGUCUGCCCACGAGGGGGAAAAGACAACUCGAGGUCCUGUUUACAAUCAUUCCACUGGAUGCCCUCUGGUGCUCCAUACAUGGUACUGAUACACAAUGACAUUUUGGACCAGACUGCACCUCUGACAUGUAUUUUCGUAAACAUUUACGUAUUUUGUUAUUUCAUUUUUAUGACUUGUUGAGUCGUUUGACUUGUUGCAUAAGCUUUUUUUAUGAUUAUUUUCUUUGCAUGUUUAUUUUGCUAUGUUUGGGCAUGCUGAGGGAAGUGCUCCAUUGUUUAACUUGAAGUGUAUAGUGUAAAUAUGGCAAGAAAAAGUUUGGGGAGGAAUAAAAAACAAAACAAAAAGAUUUA
Molecule: messenger RNA, 3274 nt
Organism: Syngnathus acus (greater pipefish)
Lineage: Eukaryota; Metazoa; Chordata; Actinopteri; Syngnathiformes; Syngnathidae
Gene: arhgef7a
Product: Rho guanine nucleotide exchange factor (GEF) 7a
Exons: 22
Coding region: 226-2814 (862 amino acids)
Biological process (GO): intracellular signal transduction
Molecular function (GO): protein binding; guanyl-nucleotide exchange factor activity
Source: RefSeq, a predicted model, not a curated record